UUAGUACCUUUCCGUGUGCAGUGCACUGCUAAAUAAAAAAACAUAUGUUGCAAUUAAUUAACAACAAUCGCGCGAACAAGUUGUCUGCGGGCGGACGUAUUUUGUUUUGUUGUUACUUAGGAAGCAACCUAGACAUUCCGUUGAAUUCGCCACUCAAACCGGCAUUACAACAUUGUUACAACUAGAGCAACAACAACAAAUUGCCGCCCAAUUGCCCCAUUAAUCGCAGAUUCACAGAAGAGCCGAGCGCAGUAGGAAGACAGUACCCCAGCCGAAGCUAUGGACCACGCCACACAUCAUGACCACGCGGGCAUGCAUCACGAUCACAACGCAAUGGCAGAUGCAGUGGGAGCCACCGCCUCGUCCUCCGAUGCUGGGUCCAUGUUCGACAUGGUGCCCGACAUGAACGACAUACAUGCAGCCCACACCGGUCACGCUGGACACGCAGGUCACAACCAUGGCGGUGGUUCUGGCACGGGAAUGGAGCACAUGAUGCCCAUGGCGUUCCACUUCGGAUACAACGAGACGAUCCUCUUCUCCUGGUGGCACAUCGAAACGGUGGCCGGUCUGGUUGGCUCCAUGAUCGCCAUCUUCCUGAUGGCCCUGAUGUACGAGGGCCUGAAGUACUACCGGGAGUAUCUCUUCUGGAAGACGUACAAUCUGCUGGAGUACCGCCCGGUUACCGGGCCCCAGAGGAAUCCGGAGGCGCCACGGAUUCCCUCGCCGGCGGCGGCAGCUCCCUCGCCCGUGCAAUACGUGGGCGAAGUUGUGCACAAGCAACCACCUUCGAUGCUGUCGGUUAACCACCUGCUCCAGACGCUGCUGCACGUGCUCCAGGUGACCCUGUCCUUCCUGCUCAUGCUGAUCUUCAUGACCUACAACGUGUGGCUCUGCCUGAUGGUCGUCCUGGGUGCCGCCGUUGGGUACUUCCUGUUCUGCUGGAAGAAAUCGGUCAUCGUGGACGUCACCGAGCACUGUCACUAACAGAGGACCACCGGAAGCCUCAGCCGGCGAUGUCUCACACAGGAGGAAGAGGAGGAGGAGGAGGCACAAGCGGAGGCGGACCAGGAGCAGAUGUCCAUCUGAACGGAAGGCGGAGGCGUUGGUGCUAGGCUGGAAUUCCCGAAAGCUCUCAUCCCCACAGAAAACACACACUUCAACUUCAACACACCCUGCUACUUGCUAUUCUCUAGCUAUAUUAGCCUAUAACUAACUCUUUAGCUGGAUUGUAAACGAUGCGGCGGCAUCUGAAUAUCUGAAUAUCACAGCCUACAGCCGUUUACAGUCCAGCCUUUAAGUCCCGACACCAAGAUCAACUAUGUAAACGAUUUUCCCGGAAGGAAUUCCAGGCAAUCGUUGUUAUAAGUCGAAAGUGUAUAGUAAACAAGAGAACAAAUUGAGCGAAUUGUAUAAAGUUAAGCAAUGCAUAUAUAACUUUUUCUGUUGGUACUCAAUCUAUGUUCGCAGGAUUCCCCCAAAAAGCAAAUAUUUUUUUUAUCACUAUUAUUAUAUACCAUUUUUGUAUCCCUAUUAUACGAUUAUGAUUAUUAUUAUUGUUUGGUAAUAAAAUCCAUUCUUUUUAUAUUUCACUUUUAUUUGUUAGCCCCUGAAAAGACAUGUUUGUUAAAUUUGGCUUUCUUGUGAAAUGUCAACCAAGCCACGAAUGUUGUAAAUUUGAAUAAGUGCUUCAACAGUGCGUUUCACAAGUGUAAUUCGGUUAACCAAAAAGAUUGUAGGCCCCAAAAAGCUGGUUGGCAUUGAUUUGUGCUUGCAUUUACGUGUUGUUUAAACAACUAAUAUUACUUUAGGCUCCAAAAUUUAACACAAUUAUCUAAUUCAUUUUAACGCUUCCCCAUUAUUCCCACACCCGACUUUUAAUUGUUGUCUGUUCUUUCAACUGACUGUCUGCGAAUGGUUCAUCACUUGGAAAAUUACUUGAUUUUUGCUCAUCUCUUAAAUGGCCUUUGUAAAUGCUUUCCUAUAAAGAUGUCCAUCUAAAACAUCGCAACAGGCUUCCAAAGCGGCCACCCAUUCUGCCUUAAUGCCCCGAAACGCACUGUAUCUAGCAUAUAUUCACCCCCUCGAUCAGCUUGCAUAAAUAGAUGUUGUAGAUAUUACAUUUAAAGCAAAUACAUACAGUAAAACGGCAACAAAUUUAUAAAUAUUAUUAAUAUUAAAUCUACCUAUACAUUAAUAAAUAUACAAAC
Molecule: messenger RNA, 2207 nt
Organism: Drosophila suzukii
Lineage: Eukaryota; Metazoa; Arthropoda; Insecta; Diptera; Drosophilidae
Gene: Ctr1A
Product: Copper transporter 1A
Biological process (GO): copper ion transmembrane transport
Cellular component (GO): plasma membrane
Molecular function (GO): copper ion transmembrane transporter activity
Source: RefSeq, a predicted model, not a curated record